AGCUCUUCCGGGAAGAUGGCGGCUGUGGAGAGGAUGGCUGCUGCUGAGGCAGCUGGAGCGGUGGCUGCGGAGAUCAAGGCCGAGGCUGAAGGGGAGGAGGCGGAGGCUACGCCGCCGCCGUACGAGGCGGUGAGGUGGGGGCCAGUGGGCGCGGUGGCCGAGGCGCAAGCAGUGCUAUGCGAAGAGGAAGACGGCUCGGAGGGGUGCGUGGGUCCCGGCCCAGCCUCACCCCCGGAGUCCCCGGGCCGGGCUCUACGGCGACUUCGGGCCGAGCGGCGGCGGCUGGACUCUGCGCUGCUCGCGCUGUCCUCGCACUUCGCCCAGGUUCAGUUUCGUCUGCGGCAGGUGGUGCGCGGGGCCCCGACGGAGCAGCAGCGCUUGCUGCGCGAACUCGAGGACUUCGCCUUCCGCGGCUGCCCCCACGUCCUGGGCUGGGGUGCCCCCGGGGACUCCUCCACCGACGAGGUCGAAGGAGACCGGCCGCGUGAGGGUCUGCCGGGGCUGCGGCCCAACGAGCCGGGAUUGAGCGAACAGGAAAAACAGGAACGUGUAGAAGCCCAGAGAGAGAAGCAGCGUGAGCUCAUCAUUCAGCUCAAGACCCAGCUAGAUGAUCUGGAAACCUUUGCCUACCAGGAGGGCAGCUAUGAUUCCCUGCCACAGUCCAUGGUCUUGGAAAGGCAGCGGGUGAUCAUAGAUGAACUAAUAAAGAAGCUGGAUAUGAAUCUGAACGAAGACAUCAGUUCACUGUCUCCUGAAGAGCUACGGCAGCGUGUGGACGCAGCCGUGGCCCAGAUAGUCAAUCCUGCCCGAGUAAAGGAGCAGUUGGUGGAACAACUAAAAACCCAGAUCCGAGACCUGGAAAUGUUCAUUAAUUUCAUUCAAGAUGAAGUAGGAAGCCCUUUUCAGACAGAAGGUGGACACUGUGAGUGUAGGACUUCAGGGAAUGGUUCCUCUAGGGUUGGUACCCGAUUGCCUUCUGGAAAUAAAAAAGUGAACCCUGAAGAGGCAAAGAAGAUCCGUGAUACAGGGCUUCAUUUAAUGCGGCGAGCACUAGCUGUGCUCCAGAUGUUUGCAGUGAGUCAGUUUGGUUGCACCGCUGGUCAAAUCCCCCAUACCCUAUGGCAGAGGGACCAGGCUGAUAGGGACUAUUCUCCUCUGUUGAAAAGGUUGGAGGCCUCAGUGGACAGGGUAAGACAGCUGGCUUUGAGGAACCAAAUGAAUGAUCAUGUCAUCAGCAGCACUAGCCUUCAGGACAUCCCCCUUGGGGGCAAAGAUGAGCUAACGAUGGCGGUACGAAAGGAGCUCACUGUGGCCAUGCGAGACUUGCUAGCCCAUGGAUUGUACACGUCCUCCCCAGGGAUGAGUCUGGUGAUGGCACCCAUUGCUUGCUUGCUCCCUUCCUUCUCUUCUACCCCCCAGACCAUGCACCCCUGGGAACUCUUUGUGAAAUACUACAAUACCAAGAAUGGCCGAGCUUUUGUGGAAUCCCCAGCACGAAAGCUCUCCCAGUCCUUUGCACUGCCUGUGACAGGGGGUGCUGUUGUGACGCCCAAACAAAGCUUGCUCAGCGCCAUCCAUGUAGUAUUGACAGAACAUGAUCCCUUUAAGCGCAGCGCAGACUCAGAGUUGAAGGCUCUGGUAUGCAUGGCGCUGAAUGAACAGCGUUUGGUGUCUUGGGUCAACCUGAUCUGCAAAUCUGGGGCACUCAUUGAACCACACUACCAGCCUUGGAGUUACAUGGCACACACUGGCUUUGAAAGUGCCCUCAAUCUGCUCAGCCGCCUGAGCAGCCUCAAAUUCAGCCUCCCUGUGGACUUGGCUGUCCGACAGCUCAAGAAUAUCAAAGACGCCUUUUGAUGACCAGGCUUUUGCCCCCGACUAGUGCCUCUCCAUAGGGAUGAGUUACCACUUUACCAUGUGAGGCUGAGGGGGUUGGAGGAAGAAGCUUCUGGGUUACAGGUUAUCCCUAGGCCUUGCACAGGUGGCCAGUCCUAGUGCCUCUAAAGUCUGUUACCCACAUUUAGCACCUUAGAAAUUCACACUGGAAAACCCCUGGCUAAAAAUGUCCUGCCCUGUUGUGUGACUGCCUGUGUGCACAUGUGGAUGUGCAUGGGCUUUCUUCCAGAGGCCUCUUUACCUUCCCAAUUGCUCUAUUGACCCAUAGGGGCUUUUCAAAAACUUAGCAAGUCUAGGUGUAUGUUAGUCCAGUGGUAAUGAAAAUAUGGGUUGAUAAAGAUGUCUUUCCUCUCAGGUGGGGAGAAGCCCAACAUUUUGUUGCUUAAAUGAGAAGCUCCUCCUUUUUUUAAAUUUUAGAUUUGACCAAUCAGCAAUAAGAUG
Molecule: messenger RNA, 2337 nt
Organism: Gracilinanus agilis (Agile Gracile Mouse Opossum)
Lineage: Eukaryota; Metazoa; Chordata; Mammalia; Didelphimorphia; Didelphidae
Gene: RUNDC1
Product: RUN domain containing 1
Exons: 6
Coding region: 16-1857 (613 amino acids)
Source: RefSeq, a predicted model, not a curated record